AAAAAAGUAAUUUACAUUUUAUGAUUCUGAAAUUAGUAAACUUAAUGACAAUAAGUAAUAAUAAUAAUGGAACUUCAUAUUCCUUUCACUGGCCAUUUUACUGUGAGUGGCAACACUGCAGGGAUGUUCGCGAUGAACCGACUUGCGGAGUUAUUUUAUUUAUUGUUUUCCAAUAUAAUACCCUAUUUAAAAUUAAUAGGCUGGGGAAAUGAAUAUUAAAAAAAAAAACGAUUUUUUUUCAUAUUGGCAUGAUCAUAAUCAAAGUUCGUCCUAUUAGAAAUAUUGGUGGAUAGCAUUGCCUAAUCGACAAGAGUGUUGUUAUUGUUGAUGUGGCAGUGCGAAGGACACGUAGGUGCUGCAGUUGCUGCCUCAGGCCUGGCUGUGGUGCAUAUGUUUAUUUGGUAGCUAGCACAAAGACAGUAAUUAGAAAGAAAAGCGACAGGAAUCUUUGGGAUUGAGGACUGGGAUUAAGAAAGAAGUGUGAAGAAAGACGGGAAUUAAAACUGGGAGUGACAAGAGACUAAGACAAUACACCACUAAAAACCCGAGGAAUAUAUUUUUGACCGAAUGUCGGAAAAUAAGAAAUAAAACAUUGAAGGAGAUCAAGAAAAACAAAGGAUAGUGACAUAAGAAGCUAUUCAAAGCAUAAUAGAAACAAAGAAGGUUGAGGCCCAGCUGUGGCGGAAGUGCUUCUGCAAGUGUUCCAGCCGCCGUCCCCAUGCCGGCAGCACGCAAGAGGGAGCGGGACAGCGAGGCAGACCACAGGCCGCUGCUCCCUGACGGCGGCGGUGACGAAAUGAGUGGUGAGGGAGGCGGAAGUGGUCUGGCCAAGGACCGCAGCAGCAUCCUGUUAUUGCUGCUGUUGUAUGUGCUGCAGGGGAUACCUCUGGGCCUGGCUGGCAGCAUCCCCAUGAUCCUGCAGAACCGGCACGUCACCUACAAAGACCAGGCCACCUUCAGCCUGUCUUUCUGGCCGUUCAGCAUCAAGCUGCUCUGGGCACCACUGGUUGACUCAGUCUUCCUGGAAGGGAUGGGGCGCCGCAAGUCCUGGCUUGUACCUGCUCAGUACCUCAUAGGUGGCUUUAUGUUGAUGCUGUCUUCAUACAUUGAUGUUUUGUUAGGGGAAGGAGAGUCCCACACUCCCAAUGUAGGAGUCAUCACCACUGUAUUCUUUAUGCUCAACUUUUUGGCUGCCACACAAGACAUUGCUGUUGAUGGGUGGGCACUCACUAUGCUCUCCAGAGAAAAUGUUGGUUGGGCAUCAACAUGCAAUUCUGUGGGCCAGACAGCAGGCUACUCUUUGGGUUAUGUGGUCUUCCUGGCUCUGGAGUCUGAGGACUUCUGUGUGCACUAUCUUGGCCAGUCUGGUUCAUUGGUCACUCUCUCAGGGUUUUUGUACUUUUGGGGCAUUUUGUUCUGGAUCACUACUACUAUUGUCUGGGUCCUCAAACAUGAGGAGCCUUCCUCUCUGAUGGAGAAGAAUGAGGGUCUGGUGGGGACCUACAGUGUGCUAGGCCAAAUCCUGAAGAAGAAAACCAUGUGGGACCUUAUUCUGGUGCUCCUCACUUGUAAGAUUGGCUUUGCUGCAUCUGACGCCUUGACAGGUCUCAAACUGAUAGAGAUCGGAGUGCCGAAGGACCGUCUGGCUCUGCUCUCCAUUCCUAUCAUACCCGUGCAGAUCCUCCUGCCUCUCUACAUCUCCCGACAAACAGCAGGCCCGCGUCCCCUUGACCCCUUCAUACUGGGAUAUCCUCUCAGACUGGUGUUUGGUCUUGUGUUUGCUGGUGUUGUGUAUGUGACACCUCUCUUCAGGUUGGCAGAUGGAUCAUUCCCAUUCCAUUACUAUGGACUCAUAAUUGCAAUCUACCUUAUACACCAGGUAUUUGUCAACUGCAUGUUUGUGGGAGUGAUGGCAUUUUUUGCCAGGAUCAGCGACAGUAGUGUGGGCGGCACUUACAUGACCCUGCUUAAUACCUUUACCAACCUUGGGGGCAACUGGCCGUCCUGGGUGGCCCUGCGUUUUGUGUCAGAACUCACCUGGACCAGCUGCCUUGGGGCUUCACAAGCUGAUACUGUGUCUUCCUGUGCAUCUGAUCGUGAAAAGCAGCUCUGUGAGGAAGCUGGUGGGAGCUGUGCUACAUGGAUGGAUGGAUAUUAUAUAGAGACUGUGGUUUUGGUAAUAGUAGGAUUCUUGUGGAUGCGUUGGGGCUUACCAACCAUUAAAAGACUCCAAAGUCUCCCUGUCUCAGAUUGGGCAGUUUCUCAGCGCACAGACUGAUCAUAGCUUGUGAGUCAUUAACCACAAGCAGAGGCUAUGAGCAGUGUCAGAGGUGUGGCUCUGUGCCAUGCUAGUGGUGUGGCACUGCAUGCAGGGCAAACAACAAGGAUAUGCUUCAGUAUGUGGUGCAAGUCACUAGUAAGAGUGCUGGCAGUUAGUAGAGGGUAAAUUAUUUGUUAUUUUUACAAAACUGUCAUUUUCUAUCCAUCUAUAUAUCUGUGAUGACUUGCUCACAGUGUCACUCAAGAGAAGAUGGCUACAGCAGAAGAGCCUCCACCUCUCUGUAUCCAAACAUUCCUCCCAUUUUUGUUAAAAAGCUUCCUCCUCUACUGGGAUUUCUUUCACAUGUGUACACCAUCUAUCAUCUCAAAGCCAGCUGUCAUCUCAUACUAAAACUUUGUGUAUUUUUUUUUUUUUUUUUUUUUUUUCACCAAACUUUGUUUAUCAUCCUCUCAUUAUGGCCAGACCAUUUUGGUAUAUUUCUAUUCAUUCUUUAGACAACGCAAUUUGUACAGUUCCCAUGCUGCAUAUUUCAUGGAUGUUUUCAUUACCAUUAUCUCCUCUCUCUCUCUCUCUCUCUCUCUCUCUCUCUCUCUCUCUCUCUCUCUCUCUCUCUCUCUCUCUCUCUCUCUCUCUCUCUCUCUCUCUCUCU
Messenger RNA from Scylla paramamosain (green mud crab), 2930 nucleotides. RefSeq names its product acetyl-coenzyme A transporter 1-like. Lineage: Eukaryota; Metazoa; Arthropoda; Malacostraca; Decapoda; Portunidae. Gene Ontology annotation, molecular function: acetyl-CoA transmembrane transporter activity. The record is from RefSeq and is a predicted model, not a curated record. Gene Ontology annotation, cellular component: membrane.